Messenger RNA from Truncatella angustata, 1277 nucleotides. Its product is annotated as WSC domain-containing protein. The transcript is spliced from 3 exons. Lineage: Eukaryota; Fungi; Ascomycota; Sordariomycetes; Amphisphaeriales; Sporocadaceae. The record is from RefSeq and is a predicted model, not a curated record. The coding region runs from base 1 to 1212 and encodes 403 amino acids.
AUGGCAAUUUUUGCAAACAAAAGCCAGCAUGCUACGCUUUUGAUGGCCAUACAGGCAGCUGCUUCCAUGGCGGCACCGACAUCUCAUAAGCACACAAUCGCCAAGCGUGACCCAUCUGGCGGACGGGCCAUUAAGCUGGCAAGUUACUCCAGCAUUGCCUCAACUACAGAGUCAUGCACUAGCUAUUGCUCGGACUACAAUUACUUUGGCACCGAGUACGGCGAGCAAUACUUCUGCGGCAACAAGAUCGCGUCUGGCUCCAGCCCGACAACGGGUUGUAGCAUGACAUGUGCUGGUGAUUCGACACAGAUCUGCGGCGGACACAGCAAACUCAGUCUCUACGUUAACAACUAUUAUGUUCCCCCAAGUGCCUCGGCAACCAAGGGAUGGGCCUACCAGGGUUGCCAUACCGAAGCCUGUGCGGAUGCCUGCUCCGGGUACCUUUAUGCUGGGAUCGAGUACGGACGCGAAUGCUACUGCGGCAGCUCACUCCACAGCGGGAGUAACGCUUCGGAAUCCGACUGCUCGUUUUUAUGUCCCGGUGACAAGCGCUCCUUCUACGGCGCCGGAGAUCGGCUGACCCUCUACGAGGCCGUGAGGCCUACCAACGUCAGCGGCUACGGCGACGACGUCAACGCCCGGCUGCUCAGCUCGCUAUGGUCCUACGGCGACGACAUGACCGUCAAAAGGUGCGCGACGGUCUGCAGACAAUACAGCUACUUCGGCCUCGAGGACGGCAACCAGUGUUUCUGUGGCUCGUCUUUUAGCCCCACCGCCAGUCCCGUGGCCGAGAUCCAGUGCGCGCGCUCGUGUCCCGGGAGCACAACCGAGAGCUGCGGCGACACGAGCCUAAUAUCGACCUACGCAUCCGUUCCCCUCAAACCCCCGCCGUCCAGCAUUGCCUCGGUCGGCAAGUUCAACUACAAGUUCUGCUCGAGUGAUGCGGGCGAGGCGCGCGUCCUGGCCCGCGACCGCGAGGGCGACAAUGACAUGACUGUGGAGAUGUGCGCAGCCUUCUGUGCCGACUAUGAUUAUUUCGGCGUCGAGUACGGCGUGGAGUGUUUCUGCGGAAAUGUUUUCACGGGGAUGCAACAACCCGAGGAUGAGUGCAGUUAUCUUUGUCCAGGUGACGGGUCCGAGUUCUGUGGUGCUGCGAACAGGAUCAAUGUGUAUGAGGCUCCUGUUCAAACGAUUACGACGGCCUCUGCUUGAGUCAUUGUAAACGGGCGAUGGAUGCUGUCAAUUUCGGAGGUCUACCCUACUUCAUGGUUAUGAUC